GAAAGAUAUAUUAUUUCCAUAAUCGAUUCAACGUGCAGACUUAGCCUAUACAGACAUCCAUUCUCGAAAGAAGCCGAGCUCGCGACUACGAGCCUACAGCCAAGCACCAACCGCGACUUUGCCAGGCUACCCUUUGGUCACGUGGAACGGCUCCCUUCGUAUGAAACAAUUUCUUGAGCAGGAACUCUGGUGUGUGGAGAUCUAGAGGCGAUGGCACCUCGUCUCUGGAUUAUGAACAUCAACCCUUUGCACCGCCAGCGAGUCAAGGGUCGUGAGAUCGUCCUCACGGAAGAACCACGACUGCAUCUAGUCUGGAUCCACGAUCGCAUCUUCGCCAAACCUCUACCACGGUAUUUGCUGUCGCAGACAUUCUGGAAAAUGUUUCUAGAAGAAGGCACAAACUGAGGGGCCUUUAGCCAGAGCAACCUCUGCAAGGCUGCAACUGGCUUCCUGCGGACGUAUCGCAACUUAUGUCGCACGUGUCUCACGCGAUACCAUACCCAUGUACUGCACUAUUCACUCAUUAGGACUAGCUCCUUUCUCGUACAGUAUAUAGUCAGCCCAGAGCUCUCUCGAGCUCCUUAGACCUUAC
Messenger RNA from Lindgomyces ingoldianus, 592 nucleotides. RefSeq lists its product as uncharacterized. Lineage: Eukaryota; Fungi; Ascomycota; Dothideomycetes; Pleosporales; Lindgomycetaceae. The record is from RefSeq and is a predicted model, not a curated record. Bases 211 to 405 code for a protein of 64 amino acids. The transcript has a single exon.